AUGCCUGGCGAUGAUUCACCACUCACUUUCAAUGGCAGUCUGACAUUCACACCGAUGAACAGUUUCCUCUAUAAUCUCGAUCCAAAGAACCUUGCUCUCCACGGAAUACAUAAUCGUUUGACUCACUUGGUCGUUAAUUUCCCGAUAAUGGUAGGACCAUUAGUCAUCAUAUUGUUUUUGGAAGUUAUUCAAGUGGGAACAGCAUUGUUUUCCACCAAUAGUCAUCAUCAUACUCAUCACCACCACCACCACCAUCACCACAAGUCCAACUCUAAUCAAAAUCAGUCAAAUGCAGUAGCCGAUAUUCUACCACUGAAAACCAGAGCAUUACUUCUAUCGGUUAUUGUGUUUGGUUUGUUCCUCCUCUCGAUGGCACCACACCAAGAAGCAAGGUUCUUGCUACCCUUCUCGCUGACGCAUUCCGUUCUGCACUCACAGGCACAACAACCACAAGAUCUGCCAGUCAGUGUAAUUUACUUUAAGACAUACAUGCCACCCGAACAUCUCAUGACGAUUCCACUCAAUUCAACACGAUCGAUCAGCGUCAUCGAUCCACGAGGUGAUCUCGAUAGUCUUACACAGAUCAUGAGCACACUUCACAACUCUGAAAUACUCAUCCUCUCAUCACAGAAAAAGAUACUCUACCAGCAAUAUAAAGGUAAAACCUGUCAACUUAUCGAAUCGUUUUGGCCUCAUCUCUCAACCGAGAAUCCACCAGACACCAUCGAUGAAAUGAGGUUAUAUUUAUUUUCAUGUCAUGAUUGGAGUGAAUAA
Molecule: messenger RNA, 774 nt
Organism: Heterostelium album PN500
Lineage: Eukaryota; Evosea; Eumycetozoa; Acytosteliales; Acytosteliaceae
Exons: 2
Coding region: 1-774 (257 amino acids)
Biological process (GO): GPI anchor biosynthetic process
Cellular component (GO): endoplasmic reticulum membrane
Molecular function (GO): alpha-1,2-mannosyltransferase activity
Source: RefSeq, a predicted model, not a curated record